AUGGACUGCGUGCUCGCUCUUCUCAAAGGUGGCGCUGCUCCUAAUGCUGUGAAUGACGCACGAAAAACCUGCUUACAGUGUGCAAUCGACAAUAAGCACAGCAACAUAGCCGAAUAUCUUCGUUCACAAGGUGCGCUGGUAUUCGCUGAGUUAAGCGAAACGGCAGCUAGAGUAAUACAAAGUUGGUGGAGAGCAAUACUGUUGCGACGGAGAAUACGUAGUAUGAGAAUUAAAUAA
Molecule: messenger RNA, 237 nt
Organism: Strongylus vulgaris
Lineage: Eukaryota; Metazoa; Nematoda; Chromadorea; Rhabditida; Strongylidae
Source: the annotation of a GenBank genome assembly